AUGCGCAUGAAAGAAUUGCCUCUGGCUGCGCGCAUCUUCAUCUUCUCCGGAGAGAUCCUUUUGAUUGGCAGUAUAUCCCCGACCAUGCCGACCUCCCCGUCUUCCAUCAGCCAACCAAGUAUUCUCGCUGCAUUUCCUAUGGCUCCAUUUCAGGAACACCUGGUGAUACGCAAACCUGGAACUAGGCUGUGA
Molecule: messenger RNA, 192 nt
Organism: Gloeophyllum trabeum ATCC 11539
Lineage: Eukaryota; Fungi; Basidiomycota; Agaricomycetes; Gloeophyllales; Gloeophyllaceae
Exons: 2
Coding region: 1-192 (63 amino acids)
Source: RefSeq, a predicted model, not a curated record